Salmo salar (Atlantic salmon) is the source of this 4306-nucleotide messenger RNA. It is a transcript of the gene chdh, whose product is annotated as choline dehydrogenase. The record is from RefSeq and is a predicted model, not a curated record. Lineage: Eukaryota; Metazoa; Chordata; Actinopteri; Salmoniformes; Salmonidae. Gene Ontology annotation, cellular component: mitochondrial inner membrane. Gene Ontology annotation, molecular function: choline dehydrogenase activity; flavin adenine dinucleotide binding.
UACCACUUUGCUGUUCCCGGCGCGCACUGCAAGCCAAAUCAAGCACCCCGUGGCAAGCAGACCGUAAACUCCGCCCUCUUGUCUCUGCACAGUGUGACAGUGUUGAAAGAUAUAGGUCGAUGCGAUCAAGUAUAACGGUGUGCCAUCAAAGCCAUCGGGAUGCUCUCUGCAGCUGCUUCAGGCAAAGUUGGGUUCAGUAUGGGGAUGGGAGUGGGCAGGUGUGUGUCAGCCUGGUUAAGAGGGUCCCCCAAUGCCCUGAACAGAAGGAGGGACUGGGACCCCUCUCCCAGGUACAGCACCACAGCAGCCAAACCCAGCACCCCGUCCUUCAACUAUGUCAUCGUGGGCGCUGGCUCGGCGGGCUGCGUCCUGGCCAACCGUCUCACGGAGGAUCCCCAGGAGUCAGUGCUCCUGCUGGAGGCCGGCCCUAAGGACAGGACCCUGGGCAACGUCCGCCUCUCCUGGAAGAUCCACAUGCCGGCCGCCCUCACCUACAACCUGUGUGACGACAAGGUCAACUGGUUCUACCACACCCUGCCCCAGGAGCACAUGAACAACCGGGUGAUGUACUGGCCCCGCGGCAGGGUGUGGGGUGGCUCCUCCUCUCUCAACGCCAUGGUGUACAUCCGGGGCCACGGUGAGGACUACAACCGCUGGCAGAGGGAGGGGGCGGAGGGCUGGGACUACGACCACUGCCUACCCUACUUCCGCAAGGCCCAGUGCCACGAGCUGGGAGGCGACCGGUACCGGGGAGGCAGCGGGCCCCUGCAUGUGUCCCGGGGGAAGACGAACCACCCUCUACACCGGGCCUUCAUAGAGGCUGGCCAGCAGGCUGGGUACCCCUUCACUAAUGACAUGAACGGCUUUCAGCAGGAGGGCUUGGGCUGGAUGGACAUGACCAUCUAUGAAGGUAAGAGGUGGAGCACAGCCAGUGCGUACCUGCGGCCGGUCCUUAACCGAGCCAACCUGAGGACAGAGGUGCAAUGUCUGACCACCAGGAUCCUGUUUGAUGGGAGGAGAGCUGUGGGUGUGGAGUACACUCAGAACGGGGAGAAGAAGCAGGUUUUUGCUGAAAAGGAGGUCAUUCUCAGUGGUGGGGCCAUCAACUCCCCACAGCUUCUCAUGCUGUCCGGGGUGGGCAACGCUGAUGACCUGAAACAGCUAGACAUCCCUGUGGUCCAGCAUCUACCAGGAGUGGGCAGUAAUCUUCAGGAUCACCUGGAGCUGUAUGUUCAGCAGCAGUGCACUCAGCCCAUCACCCUGUACAAGGCCCAGAAGCCUUUCCACAUGGUCAAGAUUGGCCUGGAGUGGCUCCUCCAAUAUACAGGAUACGGGGCCACGGCCCACCUGGAGAGCGGGGGCUUCAUCCGGAGCAGAGGGGGCGUGGCCCACCCCGACAUCCAGUUCCACUUUCUGCCCUCGCAGGUCAUCGACCACGGCCGCGUCGCCUCCAAGAUAGAAGCUUACCAGGUUCACGUGGGACCAAUGAGAAGUACUAGUAUUGGAUGGUUAAAGCUGAAGAGCGCCAGCCCUCUAGAGCACCCAAUCAUCCAGCCCAACUACCUCUCAACAGACACAGAUGUAUGGGAGUUCAGGGAGUGUGUCAAGCUUUCUCGGGAGAUCUUCUCCCAGAAGGCCUUCGACCCAUUCCGGGGGCCCGAGGUACAGCCAGGGCCUGAGUGUCAGUCAGACGCCGAGAUUGAUGCGUUUGUGCGUCACAAGGCUGACAGCGCCUACCAUCCGUCCUGCACGUGUAAGAUGGGUUCUCCGUCUGACCCAAUGGCGGUGGUGGACCCAGAGACGCGCGUGCUGGGCCUCGAGGGCCUCCGUGUGGUCGACGCCUCCAUCAUGCCCAGCGUCGUCAGCGGCAACCUCAACGCCCCCACCAUUAUGAUCGCGGAGAAGGCUGCUGACAUCAUCAGAGGGCGACCGGCGCUCAGCGACCCCGGGGUGCCUGUGUACCAGCCGGGAUCUCUAGAGACCCAGCGAUGAGCUUCACACAGACGUGUGGAACCUGCAGCGUUGCCAUCUCCUAAGGGCCUGAACAGCCAGAGGUGGAUGCUAGGUACUCAUGUACACAUCCGUCUGUCUUUACCGUCAAAGUUUCUCUUUUUUACGAUUGAUAUGUAAUUCUUUUUUUUCUUUUUUUAAGUAGCGUAAAAAGUACAGAUAAGCCUUCCAUUGUCUAACCCGUCCAUUGGUGUAAAAUUCUGGCAGAGCUUGUACCUUCAAGGUUCUCAGUGGCAGCUGCUUUUUUUUCGUUAUUUAAUACUCAGUAUCAGGAAGAUGUAGUAGACUCCGUUGGAAGUCAAUAAAGUGCCAAGGCAUGCUAACCAGCAGAAACUACAACCCUAAGAAUCACUGUUGAUUGCAGUGUUCCCUACUUUCCUGAUAAUGCUGGUUUUCUGUCCAACCCCUCUCUCCAUUUACAAUGAGAGAGAGCUGGGACGUCUGUUUCACUGCACUAUUGACAUUUCAUAUGAAUAAUAAAUGAAGUAAAUAAUUCAAUUUCUAUGUGGUAAACACUAGAUAAAGGUAGUUACCUGAAUUCAGAAACAUUAAUCAACCUUUGAAAGACUAAUUUCCCAGUGAGUUUCUGAUGUGAUUUAAUCGUUCUCUGGGUAGUAUUCUUACAUUUAUGUUUACAAUUAUUUGAAAAUGAUUUAUGAAGGAUUUAAGCUUUUGAUAGUUGCCUUGCCAAUCAUGAAAGUGUCUUUGAAGUAUGUUGUCUUGAUUGAAGUGCCUUAAAUGAAGUAUGUUUGGUAUGAUACAUCUUAUGGUACUCUAUUGAUUAUUAUAAACCGGGUGGUUCGAGCCCUGAAAGCAGAUUGACUGACAGCCGUGGAAUAUCAGACCGUAUACCACAGGAAUGACAAAACAUUUAUUUGUACUGCUCCAAUUACGUUCAUAACCAGUUUAUAAUAGCAAUAAGGCACCUCAGGGGUUUGUGGUAUAUGGCCAAAAUACCAUGGCUAAAGGCUGUAUCCAGGCACUCCACGUUGCGUCAUGCAUAAGAACAUCCCUUAGCCGUGGUAUAUUGGCCACAUACCACACCCCCUUGUGCCUUAUUGCUUAAUUUGAGCAGAGCUGCAAUAAUAUGUUACAGUAGUAUUCUCAUACACUUGCAUACUAUUAACCCGUAUGUUCAUGCUAGCCUUAACAAUGUGACUUCUAAAUCUUAGUGCUCUACUCCGCAUAGUAGUUGUUUUGGCGGUGUCCGAGGUGGGACAGCGUUAGAGCUGUCAAAUCCACAAGUGGCUCCCGGCCUUAUACCUAAAACAGACAUUGCCAUUGGCCGCACAGAGUCACAUUAAGAGAAAUCCCAUGCAGCCUUGUUUACAAGUUCGAACACUGGAAUGUGAGAUGUCAUCUCGGGCCUAGAUUAAAUCAGAUCAAGCGUGAUCCGGCGAUAGCCAACACCCACACAGCAGAUGUUUUGGCAGUGUCUGAGGUGUAACUGCGUUGGAGCUGUCAGAUUGGUGAGCAGCUGCUCUUGUGAUCAUUGUCACGAAGCCGCACAUGUCCCCGUUACGUUAGAAGUUCAGAACCAGGAAAUAUAGAAAUGACGCUAAAAAUGAAAAUCAUUAAACGAAAUUAGGAUUUCUAUCAACCUAAUCCAGGUGUAGAUUACAUCUCAACAUUCCAGUGUUAAAACUUGUAAACAAGGCUGCAUGGGAUUUAUGUUAAUGCGACUCCGUGCAACCAAUGGCAAUGUCCGCUUUAGGUAUAAAGGACCGCUGGUGGAGUCGUCAAAACAACCACUAUGCGGAUGUCGGGUAAAGUGGAUCUGAUUGAGUAGAGCCCUUGAGCUGAUUGAAUCUAGGACCUUACAUGAACGCUUUGCACACCGAUUUUUAGCGCAGACUCAAGAACAGCUGUGAUUGUGAAAAUAAUAUUCCUUAGAAAUCCUUGUAAGAUUUGAUUAUCUUUCUAAUUCCUGCCGGCUGAGUACGUAGAGCACAGAUGCUGUCCUCUGGAGGCAUUUAGUGCCGUAGAGUUUAUUCAGUUGUGAACAUUAGAAAAUCAUCAGCAGUCCAUUUGUAUUUCCAGGCAAAUAUUCAAGAGACUCAAGCAAAUGUAAAAAAUAAAUAAAAAGUACUACAUUUUUAGGUAAAACUAAUUUGCUACUAAGUGGAAUUAGCUGUAACUUUAGCGGGUAGAAAUCUUCAAGUACAGUGAAUCAUUUUAACUGUCAUUUACACAUUCUGUACAGGUUUUUAACAUUACCAUCAACAUUUCAAUGCAUCUUUAAAACAGAAGUAGUCCAAAAAAAAUAAAGCUGUGCACAAGUUGUAUAACAAACCUU